AUGCCAAGGGGAUUUCUGGUAAAGCGAAACAAAAGGACUGGUCCAGUCUCCUACAGGAUACGGGAAGAAGACUCUUUGGGGGAAACAUCCCUGCCGCUUGGCUCGGCCUCCUACGCAUCCUGUUGUAUGGAGAAAAUAAAGAAACCGGCAGCCACCCAGCCCUUGGUGUGUAACAGACAACUUGAGAAUAUCCAAAGUCCGAUACAGGAGAUUUCCAAAGAUUUCCACACCUCUUCUGUUAGCCUAACUCCAGCUGUCAGCCAGGAACACCUGCAGAAGCACCUUCUGGCAAACUGUUUUGAUAGGACACUCAAGUCCAGCUUCCUAUUUCAAGCAGAAUCUUUCUCAGAGCCACACCUUGGCAACUUCAACAUUUCCAAAUCACCAGCAAAGUUUUCAAAGUCUUCUGCCGAGAUGACCGCCAAACUGGGCUCCCAGGGCAGUGCUCCAGCACUUUCUCCGGUCAAGCAACCAACUUUACUGAAUGUUGAGGCCAAGCUGGUGAAUCCUAAUAGGCAGAAGCUUUCAGGUGUUCUUCCAAGUGGGAAGCUGCUGAACUGUUGGGACAAAGUGGCCCCAGAGACCAUCUUAAGGUUGCAGGUUAAAGAGGAGGAUCUAUUGGAAGAUAGCAAGCAGCAACCAAAGAGCAGCAUGCUUGGGGAGUUCAUUUGUCAGCUCUGCAAGGAGAGAUACUCAGAUCCAUUGACCCUGGCACAGCACCAAUGCUCCCGCAUAGCACGAGUAGAGUACCGCUGUGCUGAAUGUGACAAAGUCUUCAACUGCCCAGCUAACUUGGCUUCCCACCGGCGUUGGCACAAACCAAAGGAGGUACUGCCUGACACAGUCUCGCAGAGGGGCAAGAAGACAGAACCCAGUAUGCUUCCAGUCAAUAUCCGAAAUGGCACUGCACCACCUUCAAAGCAAAUGGAUCCUCCGUCUGUGGAGGAAAUAACUUUUAACUGUCGAUUUUGUGGUAAGAAAUUCCGACGACGGUCAUACCUCCGCAAACACCUUGCACUGCACAACAGAAAUGCAGCAGGGUCACAACAGAAUCAACCUUCUGCUGUGGAAAAUAAGGCAAGACCAAACUGCAACAUCCCAAAACAUGGUUCUCCAAACUCACCGGGUCCUUUCAAUCUGAGAUGGGAGUCAUCCCAAGUUUCGAUCUCAGAUAAUACUGAAAUGUGUCUGUGUAGAUAUUGCGGGGAUUCGUUUUUCUCCUCUCCUGGGCUGAUGAGACAUAUAAGCAAGUGUCACCCAACAGAAACAAAAGGAAUAACAUUUUUGCCCCAAAGGGCUCUAGAGGAUUCUGUGGCACUUAUAAAGAAUCAGCAGCAAAUGACCUCAGAGACACAGUACACUGUCAAGGGCUGCGUGCUCAGUCCACUGCUAUUCACUCUGCUGACUCACGACAGUGUAGCAAUGCACAGCUCGAACCACAUCAUCAAGUUCACUGAUGACACGACCGUGGUAGGUCUCAUCAGCAAGAAUGACGAGAGAGCAUGGAGCGACCGCUCUCCGCCGAACAUCGACAGCUCCUCCGUGGAGAUCGUCAAGACCACCAAAUUCCUUGGUGUUCACCGGGCAGAGAACUUCACCUGGUCCCUCAAGACCAGCUCCAUAGCCAAGAAAGCCCAGCAGCUUCUCUAA
Molecule: messenger RNA, 1650 nt
Organism: Scleropages formosus (Asian bonytongue)
Lineage: Eukaryota; Metazoa; Chordata; Actinopteri; Osteoglossiformes; Osteoglossidae
Product: insulinoma-associated protein 1a-like
Exons: 4
Coding region: 1-1650 (549 amino acids)
Biological process (GO): neuron differentiation; regulation of cell cycle process; negative regulation of transcription by RNA polymerase II
Cellular component (GO): transcription repressor complex; nucleus
Molecular function (GO): RNA polymerase II cis-regulatory region sequence-specific DNA binding; DNA-binding transcription repressor activity, RNA polymerase II-specific
Source: RefSeq, a predicted model, not a curated record